AUGUCGUCUACUUUGCUGAAGAAGGCAAGGCUGCCAGCUGGUUAUAAUGCCUGGCACUGCUGCUCUUGCAGUCACGCAAAUACAUCCCCCCGCAAGCGGCUCAAGUCCGAAGGCCCCGGACCUUCGCAGUCGAGGACAUACGCAGAUGCCAGCUUCAAACAGCAUGAAUUUAGAGAUAACAUGAAUUGGCCCUGUAGGGCGACUCCUUUCACGCCCACUCCGUACGAGAUCUUCGAUAUAACUAAGAAUGGAGUGUAUAGCAAACACAAGUUCCUUGAACUGGUCAAGAUAUACCAUCCCGAUAGGAGCGGGCAUGCUACUGAGUUGAGUCAUAUCGAAAGGCUGGAGAGAUAUAGACUUGUGGUACAAGCACACGAGAUAUUAUCGGACCCAGUGAAGAGACGAGCCUUUGAUGCCUCAGGUGCAGGAUGGGGUACCAGAAACAAUGCGUCGAGACACUCCAGAGGUUUCACCAACCCAGAAGGGAAACCAUAUGGCUACGGAGCGGGCCACGAUUCCAGCAUCUUUCAAAAUGCAACGUGGGAAGACUGGGAACGGUGGUAUCGACGGCAAGAUAACUCGGAAAAGCAGGCUUAUUCGGGGACAUAUAUUCAUCCUAAUGCAUUCGCGUCGUUUGUCAUUCUCUUGGCGGUUCUCUCUGGAGUUCUUCAGGCCACUCGUGCAGGACAAUACUCAGGAACAUUGGAAGAAAAGGCCAGAGCCUUCACCGAAGAGACAAGUCGGUUUCUCAACAGCCGAGCCGACCAUUUCAAGGAUAACCAGGUCACCCGUGAUGGGCGAGUCACACAUUUCCUGCAGAAAAGAGAUCCAUCCAAGUAUGGAUUGAAGGCUGAAGAAGGGGAAGUUUAUCGAAAGCACUUUGAUAGUGGAUUGCAGCCGAGUCCAGUUCUGAAGAGCUCGGACGCUGGCUGA
Molecule: messenger RNA, 933 nt
Organism: Exophiala aquamarina CBS 119918
Lineage: Eukaryota; Fungi; Ascomycota; Eurotiomycetes; Chaetothyriales; Herpotrichiellaceae
Exons: 1
Coding region: 1-933 (310 amino acids)
Source: RefSeq, a predicted model, not a curated record